CAGGACAGGUUCCUUGAGUCUCCUCCUUGUGGAACGCUUUCCCAUCAGGCUGUUCUCUCCACCUCAGGGUGACUCCACUCACUCCGUUCUCCUUCAGUCUGUCCUGCAGCUGGGAGAACAACAUGGCAGCAACGGUCAAACAUGCAGUGACAAUCUGACUGUUAGAAAAGCGUUGUGAGAAAGUUCUACUGAAGUUUUCAGUUUUAUUUACAUCCCAGAAUUCUUUUCUAAACAGCAGGAUAACUGAGGACUUCCUAAAAAUGUUUUGCGAGAACAUUCUUGGACCGUUGUGCUGGAACGAUCACAGAACUGAAUGUUGCAGAUGAGUUGACGGUGGGUAGGAAGACGUUUCCUGCUGUAACCAGCCAGCAAUUCAAUGAGGCAAGACUCGUUUGACGUUUGAGGUGUGAAAAAAAGAAACACUGCACAAACAAGCUAUUUCUGUACCUGGAGUUUAUCAUUGCAGCAGGAAGCUGUGGCCUCAGUGACACACAGUCAGACGGUAGGUGUGAUGCAGCCCCCCAGUUUACCAGCCGCUCAGUCAGUCUGUGCAUCAGCAGCAUGGAGAUAACAACACUGUGCGCUGUCAUGGCUUCUCUGAGAGUUCUUCCAGACAGAUCCCAGUUCUUCCAGUAUGAGUCUGUCUCUCUGAGCUGUGAGCAGCAUGGAAACUCUUCUGGGUGGACAGUUAUGAGGAACACUUCUACACAAAUAAAUGAAAAGUGUCCCACAUUGUGGGAGAAAAGGAAUGAAUCUGACUGCAUAAUUGAUGACCUUUUGGCAUUAGACAGUGGAGUUUACUGGUGUGAAUCUGGAGCAGGAGAAUGCAGCAACACCGUCUACAUCACUGUGACAGCUGCUUCUGUGAUCCUGGAGAGUCCAGUUCUUCCAGUGAUGGAGGGAGAAGUUGUGAAUUUUCGCUGCAGCGAUGAGAUGACCUCCUCCAAUCUAACGGCUGGUUUCUACAAAGACAAUCUUCUGAUUGGGAGCAGCUCUACAGGAAAUUUUACCAUCGAAAGUGUUUCUAAGUCUGAUGAAGGACUCUACAAGUGCAACAUAUCAGGAGUUGGAGAAUCCACAGAGAGCUGGCUGACUGUCAGAGGACUUCCUGAGUCGCCUUCCACUGCCUCUACACUCAUUCUGCUUCCUGUGGUGGGCGUCUACCUCUCACUGGUCUCAGUGAUGCUGUUCUGUCUCUGCAGAAGUCACAAAGUCACUCUGCUACUGACAGCAUAGAGGCCAUCAGGACCUCUGACUGUCUCUGUAGGUCCAGCAGAGAGGAGGUUUCCCUCACCGUCCAUCCACAACACC
This is a messenger RNA of Acanthochromis polyacanthus (spiny chromis), 1311 nucleotides long. RefSeq names its product low affinity immunoglobulin gamma Fc region receptor II-b-like. The coding region runs from base 562 to 1236 and encodes 224 amino acids. Gene Ontology annotation, molecular function: transmembrane signaling receptor activity. The record is from RefSeq and is a predicted model, not a curated record. Gene Ontology annotation, biological process: cell surface receptor signaling pathway. The transcript has 5 exons. NCBI's taxonomy places the organism in Eukaryota, Metazoa, Chordata, Actinopteri, Pomacentridae.